Molecule: messenger RNA, 1134 nt
Organism: Akanthomyces muscarius
Lineage: Eukaryota; Fungi; Ascomycota; Sordariomycetes; Hypocreales; Cordycipitaceae
Exons: 7
Coding region: 1-1134 (377 amino acids)
Molecular function (GO): agmatinase activity; metal ion binding
Source: RefSeq, a predicted model, not a curated record
AUGAAACCGCAGCUCGUAGCCUUGGUGGCUCUGGCGCAGGCCGUCGUCGGGCUCUCGGCGUACGACUACAACAACCCUGGCGCGCAGGUACGCUUCUGGGUGAACAACGACGACGAGGAUAUCAGCGACGGCGUCGUGACCCAGAUGCCGUUUCUGACGGGUGCCGGAUUCGCCACACUGCCAAUCACAGACUGCUUCAGUGACGAUACUUCAGAAACAUCGCGCUACGACAUUGCGAUUCUCGGUGCGCCGCACGACACGACAACAACCGGCCGUCCUGGCGCCCGGUUUGGGCCUCCUGCCAUUCGGUUGGGUAGCAACCAAAAGACGUAUGGACUCAGUGUAUACACUAAACGCGAUGCGAUGAAGGAUUGGGCCACGAUUGUCGACUGCGGCGAUGCAAAGAUGACGUGGUUGGACAACCGCUUUGCGCUCAAGACGCUGGAAAAGGCGCACAAAAAAGUUUCGGGCCGGCCGGCCAAGAGCAGCAACACGUCGAGCGUCCCGAGAAUCAUUACUCUGGGCGGCGACCACACGACGACGCUAGCUGCGCUCCGUGCGACGGAGAAGCACUGGGGUCCCGUGUCCGUCAUUCACUUUGACAGUCACGUCGAUACCUGGGAUCCCAAGCAGCUCGGCGGCGGAAUCUCCGACUACGCCAGAGCCUUGAACCACGGGACAUUCCUUCAUUUCGCCCAUGAAGAGAACUUGAUUCUCAACUCGUCCAUCCAUGCUGGUAUCCGCGCCCAGGUCAUCGACGACUCCGACAUGCGCCACGACAAGGACUGCGGCUUCCACGUCAUCACGGCCCGAGACAUUGACUUUAUCGGCGUCCGGGGCAUCAUCGACCGCCUCCGCAAGAGAGUGGAACACACGCGCGUCUACAUUAGCAUCGACAUUGACGUGUUGGAUCCCGCCUUUGCUCCAGCUACCGGCACGCCUGAAGCGGGAGGCUGGUCUUCGCGCGAGCUUCUCACCAUUCUGGCCGGUCUUGACGGGCUGGAGAUUAUUGGAGGGGAUGUUGUCGAGGUCGCGCCGCCGUACGACAAUAAUGCAGCUACGACAGCGCUGGCGGCCGCCGAGGUCGCCUUUGCUCUCCUUGAGCUUAUGGUGUCUACACCCGUCAAAGUUUAG